AUGCAACACAACGUAUCCACAUAUUCAUACUUUGAUACACCAUGGGAUAUGUUUGUAGAAUGUGAGUAUGUGAAACAAGGGAUUCUAAUAUCAAAUCAAAUACUGUGCAGUUUAUCGAAUCUUAAUGGUAUUCUCUGCGCUUAUUGCUUGCCCUUCAUUGUUCUAUUCAACUUGAUAAGUAACCUUAUUAACACUGUCAUCUUUUCUUAUGGUUAUCAGCGUAAAACUCGUCAACUUAUCUAUCUUGAAGUUAUUGCCUUGCUAAAUCUUUUCACUUGUCUUCUUGAAGCCACACUAAGACUUAUACCUGCUAAAGACCUUCCAUUUGCUUCGAAUGGAAGGAUAUUCUUUUCAAUAAAUAAUACUUCAAGUCUUGGAUGCAAAUUAUAUCGUAGUGCUUUGUCAAUGAUGAACACACUCAAAUGGAAUGUGUUGAUGACAGCAAUGCUAGAUAGACUGUUAGCAAUCCAGUUUCUUUUGAAAUGUGGUAAACUACCAGCACGUUAUGCAUGGUAUUUUGUAAUGAGCACAUUGAUAACAGCUAUCUCAAUGGUGAUACCAUUUAUUAUGCAAUCUGAUUGGACUUAUUUUUAUGGUAAAAUUGUCUGCUAUGAACGUCCUAUCUCGAUAUUUUUAUCAUUCUAUUAUGGACUGGUUUUAGGUGUAUGCUUUAUUCAAACUUCCAUUAAUGGAUUACUCAAUGUGGUAUUAUUAAUAAAAAUGUAUCUCUGGUUACGCAACAGACGUCGGAUGACAGUGGUACAAGCUUAUGAAAGCAAUGAAUUAGGAGCAUGUAUUCUACUCUUAAUUAUUUCAAGCACUACAUUUCUAUUAUCCAUCCCUGGUGCUAUGGUCAUGUUUGUUGGGAUAUCAGAUCCAUUUACUAAUGAUCCAAUUGGAGCAUUUACUAGAUUACGUGUUGUGUUAAAUCUAAGAGAUACAUUCUUGAGUAUUAUCUACAUACAAUCAAUAUUUAAUACUAUAAUAUAUGCUUGUAGAAUGAAACAAUUCCGUUUGUUAUUCAUGUGUAUUGUUCAGUGUAGAUCUUUUGAUACUGUCAUGAGAUCGUAUAACAAAUCAUCAUCUAUUCACUAG
Heterobilharzia americana is the source of this 1095-nucleotide messenger RNA. Lineage: Eukaryota; Metazoa; Platyhelminthes; Trematoda; Strigeidida; Schistosomatidae. The record is from the annotation of a GenBank genome assembly.